This is a messenger RNA of Athalia rosae (coleseed sawfly), 4874 nucleotides long. RefSeq names its product polypeptide N-acetylgalactosaminyltransferase 5 (gene Pgant5). Lineage: Eukaryota; Metazoa; Arthropoda; Insecta; Hymenoptera; Athaliidae. The record is from RefSeq and is a predicted model, not a curated record. Gene Ontology annotation, cellular component: Golgi apparatus. The transcript has 7 exons. The coding region runs from base 753 to 2552 and encodes 599 amino acids.
UAUGAAUGAAAUCUCUAAUUGCAACAUGUCAUAGUUUGGCCCGCGGUAGUAAACAUCUUGUAUCCAGAUGAUCCGGCAUACGCGAAUGGUUCCAACUGUCAACUUUCAUUUAUCCUUUCCCAUAGCACACAGCUGCUUUCAAUAUUCAUGUUUACCACCAACUCUCCUCUGUGUGUUCGAUCGAGUUUCACCGAAAGCGUAAAUUAGUGAUUCUUUCUCAGUUUCCGCAUAUAUAUUAUUCGGACGAUAUCGCACGGUUGUGUUACCUUAAUAAUUACCUGACCGAUAAUCAUCGCUAAACGAAUUGUGAUCGUGACGCAUGGAAUAGCCCAGAUACUCGAGUGGUGUGAUUGUGUCUCCCUAUCGGUUGUCGCGUUUCAAAUAUCGUAGCUAAUCAGUUAGACCACGUCUCAAACUGCCAAAGUGCAUAUUCUGGUUGCCUUGCGACAAGGCUAAAUAAUAGAUACAAAAAUAAAUCAUUAAAUAAAAUUCGCCACGCCGGUACUUGCGAUUCAAACGUAUGUGAUCUUUAAUUUGUUACAGGUCCCCAGUCCCAGCUCGAGUCAUGUGACACAAACGGAAUAUCCGCAUUAUUCGGUUGUGAUUGAUAUUAUUUUUUUAUUCAUAUUUAAAAACAAGAGUAAAUGAUCUGGAGUUAUCCAUAACGCAAGUUCGAAAGUGAUGCUCCUAGCAAUUAGUGUUGUAUAGUGCGUGUUCUAACCCACAUUUAUCUUCACACCCAAUACACCAAUAUGUUUCGUUCAAAAAUUCGUAUUCACACUUGUCGUGUUAUUUUACUGACUUCUCUGGUAUGGUUCCUCGUUGAUGUAAUGGUACUUAUGUUCUACUCCGAUUGUAUCGGAGGAUCCGGUUGGGGGUGCUCUGACAAUAGGCUAACCACCGCAAUAAAUGGUAAGCCCGAAGUAGCAGCGCUAGAGAGACAAGUGAGGGACUCGCCUACUUUCAAUAGAAGACAAUAUAAACAGUCCGAAUUACAUUUAUGGAGACCUGCAAAGGUUGUUAAGGAAAUUAAGGGCAGUCCCGGAGAACUUGGGAAUGCUGUUCACAUACCUGCAGAAAAAGAAGCAGAACAGCAGGAACUGUUUAAAUUAAAUCAGUUCAAUUUAAUGGCCAGUGAUAUGAUUUCUUUCAACCGAUCGCUGAAGGAUGUCAGGCUUGACGGAUGCAAAAACAAAAAGUACAACAAAUAUCUUCCAGACACCAGUAUUGUUAUUGUCUUUCAUAACGAAGCUUGGAGUACUCUUCUCAGAACUGUUUGGUCUGUGAUCAACCGAUCCCCAAGAUCUGUUCUUAAAGAAAUCAUCCUUGUCGAUGAUGCGAGCGAACGUGACCAUUUGAAACAAGAUCUUGAAGAUUAUGUGAGAACGCUUCCAGUCCCAACAUAUGUGUAUCGCACCGAGAAACGAUCAGGCCUUAUCAGGGCUAGACUGCUUGGGGCAAAGCAUGUGAAGGGACAAGUUAUCACAUUCUUGGAUGCACAUUGUGAGUGCACAGAAGGCUGGCUCGAACCUCUCUUGUCCAGGAUUGCUGACGAUAGAACUACAGUAGUCUGCCCAAUCAUAGAUGUAAUUAGCGACGACACAUUUGAAUAUAUAACAGCUAGCGACAUGACGUGGGGAGGUUUCAAUUGGAAACUGAACUUCAGAUGGUAUAGAGUUGCUCAACGGGAAAUGGAUCGAAGAAAUGGAGACAGAACAGCCCCUUUGAGAACACCAACAAUGGCGGGAGGACUUUUCUCGAUAGACAAAGACUAUUUCUACGAGCUUGGUGCUUACGACGAAGGUAUGGACAUAUGGGGUGGAGAAAAUCUUGAAAUGAGUUUUCGAAUAUGGAUGUGUGGUGGGACAUUGGAAAUAGCGACAUGUUCACAUGUUGGACAUGUUUUCCGUAAGUCAACCCCAUACACCUUUCCUGGCGGCACAAGCAAGAUAGUGAACCACAACAAUGCACGUCUUGCAGAGGUCUGGUUGGACCAAUGGAAAUACUUCUAUUACAACAUUAAUCCAGGUGCUCGCAGUGUGACUGUUGGUGAUGUUUCCGAGCGUGUUAAAUUAAGGGAAAAUCUUCACUGCAAAAGCUUCCGAUGGUACCUUGAAAAUAUUUACCCGGAGUCCCCCAUGCCUCUGGAUUAUUACUACUUAGGUGACGUUAAAAACGUUGAAACUGGAAAUUGCCUUGAUACCAUGGGCAGAAGGGCUGGAGAGAAUGUUGGCAUCAGUUACUGUCACGGCCUUGGUGGUAAUCAGGUAUUCGCCUACACAAAAAGGCAGCAAAUUAUGUCGGAUGACAUGUGCCUUGACGCAGCUAACCCACAGGGUCCAGUAAAGAUUGUACGUUGCCACGGGAUGGGGGGAAAUCAGGCCUGGGUUUAUAAUGACGAGACAAAAGUAAUCAAACACACGAAUACUGGAUACUGUUUAUCGAAACCUCGUCCAGGAGAUGGUUCACAACCUGUACUUGCUUCGUGUGAAUCUCACAACGUCGGUCAAAAAUGGAUAAUGCAAAGUAAGUUCAAAUGGCAAGCCAGCUAAUACCGGGCAGCUGCUAAACUUAAAAAUCAUACCGACUAGUUGUUGAUCCAUCUUCUAAAUUAUCACAUGAAAAAUCAAUCUUUGAAAAGAGCUUGUUGAAUUGAAGCGUGAGCAUAUGGCUCCAAUGGCUUUUACGUAGUUCACAAGUCAGUAGCCAGAACUCAAUUACAUCAUUGAAUGAUAACAAAAUGAACUAUAGCUUCUAAUUAACCCUUGCCUUUGUCAGAUCGGAGACGAAUUCAUGAGUUGAUUGAUCUUUUAGGGCUUGUUUAGUGUUUACAGCAGUGAUGCGUUACCGCCAUUUUUUACGGUAUUCCUCACUAUUUUGAUUGAUGAAUAAUUGAAGACAAAAAUUAUAGUUGUUAUGUAUUGGCGUUAUGAUGAUCCGUUAUGAUCGUGAGCAGGCAGAACAUUUGAGUAAAAUUUUGUUAGGCAGAAGAGAAAGCAUAUCAGACAACUGUUAUAAAUGAGUAAUUGUUGACUUAGACAUUAAUUGAGACAUAUUUGUUAGUUUGGGAUGAGUGCAAUGACGAUGUUUGUUAGUUUUGUCCACCUACUUUUGAAUGAAUGCGAUAAAUCCGUAAUUGUCGCUGUUGUCUUCGACCGACUUCGAAGUGCAAGUUACGUCAUUACUUGUUAGACAGUACAUUGGAAUGUACUGAUUGUUAUAUUGUAGAGGAAGAGUUCUGGAGCUUUGAAUCGAUGAUGUUCAAUAAGGAAAGCUUCACAUUUGAAUUUCAAAUUGAUAUUUCUUAAUAUGUGCACCCAGGGUUCUUCUUCUAAAAUCUAUAUUCCGACAUAGAUCGUUGACGACGAUUGUUAAUAUUCACUUGAAUUUUUUGAUUAUUAAAAUCUGACAAUUUUUUUAAUAGUGAAUUUUGAUAUACAAGGUAUAGUGUGUACCCGUUGGAGAUACACAAAAAUAUGGCAAAUAAAUAGUUAAGAUUGGCAAUAAUUAUUGAAGGUAUUACAUGUUAAUUUACUGUUACAUAAUUUCAAAUAGCUGGAAUGUGUUUUUGAAACUUAUCGAUCAGGACUUACCUUGAUUUGUAAAAUCGGAACGUUCCAAAAUGAUCUAUGGUGACUUGACAAAUUCUUCAAUACUUAUGGUGAUGGUGCAGCAGUUUACUGUUUACAAUUUACAGCUUGAAUAUAUUUAAUUACCCGAUUGUUUUAAGACUGCAGUAUUUAUUUUUGUACAGCCCCAGAAUUUAGUUAUUACUAUAUAGUUAAAAGAAUAUCUAAGAAUAAAAUUUUUUUUAUUCCGUAAUCAUUAUCUAUUCAUAAUAUAGUGGUACCUAAAUAUGUAGUGGCUAAAAUAAUAAACCUCAAUAUUUUAUAUUGCCACUCGCAAUCACUCGAUGCCCGUUAACAAGGAAUUGCCUUUUCAAACCAAGCUGAUUGAUGGCCCUUUCACGAGUUCAAGCAUUUAUAAUAAUUAUUGAAUAAAAAGACAAGUCAACUCGUGCGAUCAUACCCUAAGAAUCACUCGUGGCCCAAGAGACUAAUCUCAGAAAUGACAAAGAAUAUUUUCAAGUAUUCCAACAAGGUUGGGUACUGAGUAAUUUAUGGUGCAUGAAUCUACGACUCAUGGUGAUGUAUACUUGGUACUAUGUCAAUUGACAUUUCAAGUACCUGUUUGUAUGUACUUUAGUACUAUGCAUAGAUGAAGUCCUCUUAUCAUUAAUCUGUAUCAUAGUUCCAUCACAUUGCAUUUAAUUGUUAUUAGACUUUGAUCAUGCUAAGAUUAACGUAGUUAGAUGAUACUAAAUGAAUUCAAGGAUGGUCACUAUAGCUAUUUGUGAAAUGACAACAAAGAAUUAUCUCCAUUAAGCGGCUAAUAUAAUAAUUUUUAUCCUGUUUCAUCAAAAGUACAACAGCGGGCCGUCAAUAAGCAAUAUCAGUCCAUGUCAUUGUAUAGUAACUUCCAUUACAGAGCGCAAAUCUUUAUUCCAAUAGACUUGAAUUUAUAACUAUAAUAUCACUCUCAUAAAUUGUCCAUCGCUUGUAGAUUUAUGAAAUAUCCAUAAAUACAAAUCUUUGUUACUAAUUGGGUUGAGUACGUUUGAUUCAUCUGAUACCGCUAAAAGUAAUUAAGUCACAAAAUUCAAGAUACCUGAUCCAGCCGAAAGAUUUUUUUCCAAAAGUGACUAGUUCGAUAUUCUUAAAAUAAAUGGCAAUUAUUCAUGAGUUGAGACUCUAACAUUAUAAAAUCUUUUUUAAUGAGAGUCAAUUUCAUCAAAGUCCAUGACAAAAACUAAUGGUCACAUGGAUAUAGGAAGAAACUUCAAUAAAUGGAAGGCAGAACUUAGUUGGAAUAGA